UUCGAAAAUUAACGCAAACAUAGCAAAAAACAAGCUAAGAGACGAUGAUUUAUGGCUAAAAGCCGAAGAUCACCGUCUCCUACGCUCAAGAUGGAAGAAAAACCGAACCUUGGCUCUCUAGGAAAGUUUCUCUCUCUAACUUAGAGAGAUGGCAGAGCUCAAAAAAAUUGCAUUGACUAUUAAUUGAAAUUGUUCUAAAGGGGAGUUUUUAACCCUUCUGCUCGUUAACAAAAAACGACCCGCUCCUACAGUAUCAUGGGUUCAUUGUUUUCAGUUUCACUGCCAUUUCUUCUCCCUUCGUUCCUCUUUACCUUCCCUUGUUCAUCGUUUUCAUUCAUACUUUUGAAAUCAAUUUUGCGUAUUGCUGUGAGUUUAAUUGAAAGCAUGAUGGUACCGAUUCUGAUUAUGCAGCUAACGCUACUCAUGUGAAAGGUUCAGUAUCAGUACUCAUAAAUUUCUUGAAGUUUUUUCAAAUCAGUUCAAAAAUAUCCCCAAACUGUAUUACUUCAGUGGUUCUUAUUUUUGCAAUUGCCUCAGUUACAAGAACCAAUAAGAGCAAAGCAAAGAAUUAUGGCUACUGCAAUUCUGGAAAUCUUUCUGUCCCCGUUCAUUGAAAUCUGCAAGGACCCGUUUGUAGAGUACGUUGUUCUCCCCAUCAAACGACGUGUCAGUUAUCCGUUCACCUACAAAACCAAGCUUCAGAGACUCCAAGAUUUGACUGGCAAGUUGAAGGACAAAAGGGACAGGUUGCAGGACUCCAUUGGUGAUGCUGAAAGAAAUGGGGAAGUUGUUUAUGUGAAUGUUACAAACUGGCUGUCUGAAUCAGAAAAAGCCAUUGAAGAUGCUAUGGUGGCUAUUAAUGCUGAAGAGGAAGCAGCCAAGAUGAGGUGUUUCCUGGGAUUGUGUCCCAAUCUGAAGACCCGCUACCUGCUUAGCAAGAAAGCAGUGAAGGAAGCUUCAGCAAUUGAUCAGCUGAAUCAGCAGGAAUCCGAUCUCCACCCUUUUUCUCACCGUCCCCAUCUUCAGCAGCAUGCUGAUCCAUCUGUUUUUGCUCUCGAAGAACUUCAAUCGAGGUUGUCCAUUCUGAAGCAAAUUAUGGAGGCUCUUAAGGAUCCUAAUCUUAACAGGGUCGGAGUUUGGGGAAUGGGCGGUGUGGGUAAAUCAACUCUAGCAAAGGAGGUCCAUGGCCUUGCUUCGAAAGAGAAGCUGUUCGACGAUGUUAUUUUUGUUCCAGUAUCUGAAAAACCUGAACUUGGAGAAAUUCAAAAAAUAAUUGCUGCUGUACUGGGUCUGAACUUUGACGUGGAAGAUAGGCUUGUCCGAGCAAGUCAUCUAUUUCAGAGGAUCAAAGAUAAGAAGACACUUAUAAUUCUGGAUAAUAUCUGGCAAAAAAUUGACUUAAAUCAGAUAGGAAUACCGACUGGAGCUGAUGGCAAAGAUUGCAAAAUAUUGCUGACCUCAAGGGAGAAACAUAUUUUACUAAAUGAGAUGGGCGCAGAAAAAGAAUUCAUGCUUCAAAUUCUAACUCUUGAAGAGGCUUGCAGUAUGUUUGCAAAGACCGUCCCUCAUGCUAAAGAUCCAGAAUUUGAUGCUGUUGCGAUUUAAGUCGUCAAAAAAUGUGCAGGAGUGCCGCUGUUGAUUGAACUUGUUGCAGGGGACUUGCGGAAUUGUAAGCAGUUAGGAAUCUGGGAGGAGAAGCUGCUUCAAUUAUCCGACUUUAAGGAUGAAGAAAUAGACUUGAAAGUGCACGAAUCUUUAAAGUCAAGCUACAACAAACUUAUUGGUGAGGAAAUUAAGUCAUUUUUCUUACUUUGUGCUCUGUGCGGACAAUCCAACAUUCAGAUUCAAUACUUGUUGAGAUAUUGUAUAGGUCUUGGUUUAUUUAAGGAGAGACCUACUGUCAAUGACGCUAGAAAAAGGGUGUACAAGUUGAUCAAUGACCUU
Mercurialis annua (annual mercury) is the source of this 1944-nucleotide messenger RNA. Its product is annotated as probable disease resistance protein At1g62630. Lineage: Eukaryota; Viridiplantae; Streptophyta; Magnoliopsida; Malpighiales; Euphorbiaceae. The transcript has 3 exons. The record is from RefSeq and is a predicted model, not a curated record. Bases 571 to 1605 code for a protein of 344 amino acids. Gene Ontology annotation, molecular function: ADP binding; ATP hydrolysis activity.